AGGAAGAAUGACUAACACGUCGACAAUCCUUCUGUCUUGAGACAUACAGGUUUACCUGGCAGGCAUGAAAAACUCUAUAGCAAACAGAUUUCACCCAUUCCAGUCAGCAGUAGCAGCGUAUCUGAAAAGCAGCCAGUGAAUUUGGACAACAAUGGACUGUUGCUAUGGGUCUCCUGAGGAAAAGGAAAACCAGAGAAUAUCCAGAGAAAUAGAUAGACAACUAAGAAAAGAGAAAAGCAAUAAUAAGGAGUUGAAGCUGCUGCUUUUAGGAACUGGUGAAAGUGGGAAGAGCACCUUCAUCAAGCAGAUGAGGAUCAUCCAUGGCAACGGAUACAGUGAAUCAGACAGAAAAGGUUUUACCAAGCUGGUGUGUCAGAAUAUCAUCACAGCCAUCCAGGCACUGAUUGAGGCCAUGGGGACUCUGAAGAUCGACUAUCUUGAUGAACAGAAUAUUCGCUAUGCUGAAAAACUGAAAGAAGUGGACGAAAUUCAGGUGAAAACACUGGAGCCCUGGCAGGUGGACGCCAUUAAGCGAGUGUGGAGUGACCACGGAGUACAGCAGUGUUACGACAGGAGGAGAGAGUUCCAGCUGUCAGACUCUGCCAAAUAUUAUCUGAGUGAUAUGGACAGAAUCACAGCCAGAGAAUACGUUCCCACUCUGCAGGACAUCUUAAGGGUCAGGGUUCCCACCUCGGGGAUCAUAGAGUACCUAUUUGACAUGAAACAAGCUGUCUUCAGGAUGGUGGAUGUGGGUGGCCAGCGCUCCCAAAGGAAGAAAUGGAUCCACUGCUUUGAAAAUGUCACCUCCAUCAUAUUCCUGGCAGCCCUCAACGAAUACGAUCAAGUCCUGUACGAGAGUCAGACAGAUAACCGGUUGAAGGAGAGCCUCGCCCUGUUCAAGACAAUCGUCUCAUCCACGUGGUUUCAGGAGUCGUCCACCAUCCUCUUCUUGAAUAAAACAGACUUGCUGGAAGACAAAAUCAGAACAUCUGAUUUGGCAACAUACUUCCCAGAAUACAAAGGGCCUUCCCAUGAUGCUGAAUCUGCAAAAACGUUUAUUGAGAAGAUGUACAAAAACCUCCACAAAGGUCGUCAUAAACCCCUCUACACACACUUCACCUGUGCCACAGACACAGAAAACAUCAAGGUUGUCUUCAAAUCAGUCAAAGAUACAAUCUUUAUGGAUAACAUGGAAUUUUUAAACCUUUAAUAAUGAAGCAGAG
Molecule: messenger RNA, 1223 nt
Organism: Xiphophorus maculatus (southern platyfish)
Lineage: Eukaryota; Metazoa; Chordata; Actinopteri; Cyprinodontiformes; Poeciliidae
Product: guanine nucleotide-binding protein subunit alpha-11-like
Exons: 7
Coding region: 152-1210 (352 amino acids)
Biological process (GO): action potential; phospholipase C-activating dopamine receptor signaling pathway; adenylate cyclase-modulating G protein-coupled receptor signaling pathway
Cellular component (GO): heterotrimeric G-protein complex
Molecular function (GO): G protein-coupled receptor binding; GTPase activity; GTPase activator activity
Source: RefSeq, a predicted model, not a curated record